Molecule: messenger RNA, 1863 nt
Organism: Pecten maximus
Lineage: Eukaryota; Metazoa; Mollusca; Bivalvia; Pectinida; Pectinidae
Exons: 5
Coding region: 8-850 (280 amino acids)
Source: RefSeq, a predicted model, not a curated record
GCUGAAGAUGUGUGAGGACGGUAAUGUCGUAGGUGAACGUGUGGUUAUAGACACGUACGAGUCAUCUGGGUACAGAAAUGAUGGCGGCAGUAUCAACUGUUUCUGUACGGCAACACUGGGGGGACUUUCCGACGGGGCGUCGACAACCGUUGAUUUUGGACCUGUCAAGACGUUAUACCCUCCGUCUGGAUGUGGAAGUGUUAUUACUCUGACUCCACAGCUACAGGGUUUAUCAAUGCCACCAAAUAUUUACUUAUGUAGUGUUGCCAAUAUAACAUUUAACAGUGUUAGGAACAGCGACACAUUAACUGUUGUAUGGGAUUCCGGACUCAGUGGGAGUACGUCAGGCUAUUGUCUUACGUUUGAAGCAGGUACAGGGUCAUCCUUGUCUCUCAAAUGCAAUCCAGCGUUAUCAACAUCAAGUACAAUGAUGGUGACGACAGAACUGUUAAAUACCACAACAACCACCCUCACGCCAUCUACCCCUGGAUCUUCUGCUACAUCGCCGACAACGCCGACAAGAACAACGUCAACAACACCUGAUGAUGUCACAACAAUUGAUGAUGUCACAUCUGGACGUUGUAGAUGUGAUGAACCUGAUUUCCCCUUAGCCGCCGUUAUUGUCCCAAUAGUGGUGUCCGUACUGGUGGUGGCUUUGGGUACGGCAUUAAAUAUAAUUCUCUAUAGACGGCGUCUUACGUUAACGAAUGAACCGAAAUCUGGUACACAUGGGAUGACCUCAACAGACCCUGUCCACUACGAUAGCCUUGACCAGUCACGUGUUGAACUGCCUAAUACGUACGAGGAAAUAUCUACCAGACAAGCAUACGUCAAUAUGGCAUCUCGCUAGUGUUUCAAAGCUUGCGGGUCAUGCUGAAUUCUUCGUCAAAGGGUUCUAAACGUUUACAUGAUUACACAUUUCACACCUGUGUAAGCGAAGUUGUUCCUUUGAAAGGACUUCUGGUACAAUAGUUGCAUUUACAAGAAAAUGUCAAAUGUAUUUGAAUGUUUGAGCACAGACACUAGCAUAUUGGCAAGACAAUUUUAUAUCCAAUAUGAUUAAUUGGACCUGUAUGAACAGAAGGAAUUUUUUUCAUUGAAAAUCCUAUGUGGUUAUUGUACUGCAUCUAAGUAGAUGCAUGUCUAUUACACAGCAAUCAUUGUGCUUAUGUUUAGAUGAAUGGUCAAUGUGUUUAUACACAUUAUCUAUUACCCACAUAAUUCGUACAUAAUAGUCCAUCAUUAAACUUGCAUCAAUGGUAUGAAUAUCAUUAAUAUUAUGUUUCCCCCCGUAGAAUCUACAUUCUAAAAUAUCUCCCUUUACUUGUUCAGGCAGAUACCACUGCAAAUUUAAUAAACAUGAACAUAUGCGUUUUGAAUAAUUUGGUAAGGACUAACAUAGGCUUAUCCAUUUGACAUAUUAAAAGUCAAUAGAUUUUUUUUUAAAUUGAAAUGCACAUAUGUCUCUAAUCGGAAAUUCUAAAACAAAUACAUUUAGAAAUUUUAUUCUGGUUUGUGAACAUAAAUAUCUUUCCUGCUUUAAAGAACUAGGCUUCAUUGACAUCCAGUAUAACCGUACAUACAAUUUGUCCGGUUUUCCUUAAAAACGAAACGCUGUCCGAUCAUUAAGUAUUUUGAUAUUUCAAAAUACGGGAUAGUGAUAAGGAUGCGGAUCUACCUCGUUUUAUUGGAUUUCUAAUCUUCAUAAGGAUCCUUAUAAGCACCUUUCUGUUUCUGUUUCGAAUUGUUGUUCAAGUUUAUUUAAAACUUCUUACUACCAUAAUAAUUACCAGUAAGUCGGGACAACAGUCGUAUAUAGGGAUACUGUUUACUCCAGAAGAGGAACUUAUGGAAGGUUUAUUU